UGGUUUGAUAAAAACGACAAUAUUUACCCAAGCUUCUGAUAAACACCACACAGACCGAGUCGUAAAUUGUGACCAUCAUCGUCGCGACAAAAAGAUAAACUUUCCUUCGGGAUGGGGGAUUGAGAUGAAGUAUCAUGUGUUGGUUAGGGUCUUCUUCAGGACUGAUGAAGAACAUUGCCGUGCCGUUCCGGUAGGCACUAUUGUGUAUUAGGAAUAUUUUAUCAACAAACUUAGACGGAAACGCCCGCGGUGCCUCACACGAACAGACUAGCCUUCAGCGCGGAAUUUACUAUGUCUAUCCAACUGAAUUGGCUGGUCACGCUUUUUCUGCUGACUGUGGGAAUUGUCCAAGGAAGAAUAGUGGCCGACCAUCCCGGGUCAAACUCGUUAACUACCGAAAGCACCGUCCCUAGUUUGGCCACAACCGUCGAAGCACAUGUUCCGGAAACAAUUAUCAACCUUAACAAUACAACGACGACGCAAAUUUCAACGUCCAGCUCGACAGUAACGUCCUCAACAGUAACAACAACGUCGACAACAUCAACAACACCCGAGCCGACAACCUCUACAACCACCACCACAACAACGGAACCAUCAACUUCUUCGACAACAACGACGACAAGUACGACCACCACAACAACCGUCCCAACAACCACAACCACGCUGAUCCCACCGACAAACGAACUGGGCUGUUACAAUGCGGCUCCAGAGUUAUGCCACAGCCGAGUCGGUGACUGCGAGUGCAACCCGGACCCGCUGAACCCCGGUGCCUUGUUCUGCUGCAACGUAACCGACAUCAACCGAGCGAUCGGAUGUGCUCCGAAUGCCCCAGAUGGCAGCAAUACCUGGAAGUAUAUACACCUACGCAACCUAACCGUCCGUGAGCUGGUGCUGAAUGUCUCGAAUCGAUACAUCAAAACACUAAGCUCCCUUUCGAUUACGGAUGGGCGGAUUCAGAAGAUAAGCAGCUCGUUUGCGCGCUUCUCGUCGCCGGUCUGUCUGAACGUGUCCAACAACAACAUCAGUGAAAUUGAAUCGCGCGCCUUCCGCGAGCUGCGUCACCUCACGACGUUGGACAUUUCGCACAACAAUUUGUCCACGAUUCCGUCGACGAUUGGAAAUUUGCGACUGGAUAUUAGGGGAAACAGCGGCAUGCUGUGCAAAUCACUGCUCGAAUCUCUCAAGGAGGGUGACAAGUUUAUCGACCCGGAGGCCACCUUCUGCCUGACGAAUCGCACCUUCAACUGGUUCGACUCCACGGACAGUAUUCCGCUGCAUCAGCUGGUGCUGAGCCAGCGGGUGCAGAACGACUGUCCGAAACGGUGCAGCUGCGAGCUCGAUCGGUUGAAUUUCGAUCUCAACAACACGGAACGAAAGACGAUCACCGCCCGGGUGGACUGCUCCGGGCUCGGACUGGUGGACUUCCCGGAAACGCUUCCACCCGACACGGUGACACUGAAUGUGUCUAAUAAUAACAUCACGAGUCUCAAGGCACUGAUUGGUAAAUCGUACCACUCGCUGGUACGGCUGUAUGCCGACGACAACCAGAUAGCGUCGUUGAGUGACCUGGAGGGGACCGACUUCAUCUCGCGGUUCAGCUUUUUCUCGAUUCGCCGCAACCGGUUGAAGACGAUUCAGACCUAUCAGUUUAAAUCGAACCUAGAUCUAGGCUCGUAUAUGUUCUUAGAAGGUAACCCGAUGACGUGUGACUGCAACGCGGCCAAAAAUCUAAAAAACUGGCUACUAAGUAAGAAGGCUCAGGUGCCCGAUCAUGAUCAGAUAUAUUGCGAAGGGAACACGCAUCUCACCAAAAUGGUACAGAUACAGGAAAGCAAACUGUGCCAAUCGCAGCACGAUUGGACCGACUACAUCUACUAUCUGAUAGCGACGGAAAUUAUUCUGCUAAUAGCGCUUAUUUGUAAGGUUUCGUACGACUAUUGGGUGUUCAAGACGGCCGGCUAUUUACCGUGGCCCGCAAACAAGAUGCCAAAAUUACCCUGCGAUUGUCUGUGCGAGUGAUUUCGCAUUAACAUCACCAGAGUUAUACAAUGUCUCUCUCUACAAUUUGUGCUUGUAAUAGGAUAGAAUAUCGAAAAAGUGUGCCUCUUCAAAACGUGAAUUGGUUGUGAAUGCGAAAUAAGUUUUAAAUGUGCCUUACAUGUCUGUGAUUGUGUAGAAGAAAAUUAUUCGAAAUAUAAUCAAUGUAAGUUUUAUUA
Messenger RNA from Wyeomyia smithii (pitcher-plant mosquito), 2216 nucleotides. RefSeq names its product protein halfway (gene hfw). Gene Ontology annotation, molecular function: voltage-gated potassium channel activity; potassium channel activator activity; transmembrane transporter binding. The record is from RefSeq and is a predicted model, not a curated record. Lineage: Eukaryota; Metazoa; Arthropoda; Insecta; Diptera; Culicidae. Bases 292 to 2019 code for a protein of 575 amino acids. The transcript has 5 exons. Gene Ontology annotation, cellular component: voltage-gated potassium channel complex.